GCAUUGAAAGGCCCUGAAAUGAUGAGGCCAAUACAAGUUGUCCUACUUCUGAUUGGAGUGGCUACCUUGCAGGUUGCAGCCCGUGAUCUGGCCGCUGUCGGUUCACAUCCGUAUAGUGUCUCCCUACAGCAGGAGGGCAAACAUAUUUGUAAUGGCUGCUUGAUCAAGGAUCAAUGGGUCCUAACAGCCGCCCAUUGUGUGACAGUGGGCAGUGGCAUUACCAGCUAUCCAGCUCGCAAUUUCCAGGCACGCGUUGGCAGCGUUCAACGUCUAGCCGCCGGUCAGUUGAUUCAACUUUCGAGCAUUGUGGUCCACAGUAAUUUCUCCUUGGGUACCAGUGAUUUAGCUCUGCUGAAGCUAGAGUCAAAGGUCACCCUGAAUGCCAACACCCAGCCCAUUGAUUUGGCUACAGAAGAACCUCCAGUUGGCUCUGAGGUCACCUAUACGGGUUGGGGUGCCUCCGAGUUGGAUGGCACACCAAGCCAUCGCCUGCAGGUGGGCACACGUCAGGUCAUAAGCCAAGCCGAUUGCCGAGCAGAGACAUUCUUGGACCAAGAGGGUUUACUCUGUCUGGCCCCAGAGACGGGAGCGACAACCACUGCCGGACUAUGCACUGGCGAUGCCGGCGCCCCGGCCGUAUAUAAUAAUCAGCUAGUCGGCAUUGGCACAUUCUUCUUAUCCGAUUGUGGUACCCAACAACCAGAUGGCUAUCAAAAUAUCGUCCAUUAUUUGCCAUGGAUAAAUGCGAAUAGUUCUUAGAAGUGUGUGUAAAGAUAAAAUUUGUUCAUUCAAGGGCAAAACUUACCUUUAAUCAAUAAUAAUUUAAUUCAAUAAAUACUACAAAUAUC
Messenger RNA from Drosophila willistoni, 848 nucleotides. Its product is annotated as serine protease SP24D. The coding region runs from base 19 to 759 and encodes 246 amino acids. NCBI's taxonomy places the organism in Eukaryota, Metazoa, Arthropoda, Insecta, Diptera, Drosophilidae. The transcript is spliced from 2 exons. Gene Ontology annotation, molecular function: serine-type endopeptidase activity. Gene Ontology annotation, biological process: proteolysis. The record is from RefSeq and is a predicted model, not a curated record.